Messenger RNA from Cuscuta epithymum, 803 nucleotides. The record is from the annotation of a GenBank genome assembly. Lineage: Eukaryota; Viridiplantae; Streptophyta; Magnoliopsida; Solanales; Convolvulaceae.
CUUCAACAACGAAACAUCCUUAUACUUUAUUAUUUGGCCGUUUCAAAUGAAUACAAUCCCGUUGAUGGUGACCUUUUAUAUUUUUAAGGUGGCAUGACGGCCGGAGCUUUGGAGAAAAUGGCGCUGACGAAGUCGGUGGUGUGGGAGGCUCUCAGGAUCGAGCCGCCGGUGGCGUUCCAGUACGGCAAGGCCAAACGGGAUCUCACGGUCCGUAGUAGCGACAACAAGUCCUACUUGAUAAGGAAAGGCGAAAUGAUAUUUGGGUACCAACCCUUUGCGACGAGGGACGAGCUCGUUUUCCAGAACGCCGGCGAGUUUGUGCCGGACAGGUUCGUCGGCGACGAGGGCCAGAAACUGGUGCGGAACGUUUACUGGUCUAACGGAAGGGAGACCGACACCCCGGCGGUCAACGACAAGCAGUGUCCCGGGAAGGACUUCGUCGUCUUGCUUUCUCGCUUGCUAUUGGCCCAAUUCUUCCUGCGGUAUGACACGUUUACCUGCGAUUCGGAGAAGUUCUUGUUGGGUUCUAAGGUCACGUUCACAUCGUUGACCAAGGCAACGACGUCAAAGUAGAAUUUUAUCAGCUGCAUGUUCUUGGUGGAUUGCACGUGGCAGAAGGAUGGAGCUUGGUGGUAAUAAACAAAGUCAACGGUUUUUAGUAAUAUCAUGUAGUUGGAUAAUAGAAGUAAUGCGUAGUAAUAAAAAAGGGUUUUCUAUCAUUCUAUCUUUUACCUGCACCAACUUUUGAAAGGCCAGAAAAUUCCUUAAAUAAAAUUUAAAUAAAGAUUAAAUAAAGAUUUGCU